This is a messenger RNA of Tachysurus fulvidraco (yellow catfish), 4498 nucleotides long. It is a transcript of the gene ap5z1, whose product is annotated as adaptor related protein complex 5 subunit zeta 1. The transcript is spliced from 19 exons. NCBI's taxonomy places the organism in Eukaryota, Metazoa, Chordata, Actinopteri, Siluriformes, Bagridae. The record is from RefSeq and is a predicted model, not a curated record. Gene Ontology annotation, cellular component: AP-5 adaptor complex. The coding region runs from base 524 to 3013 and encodes 829 amino acids.
GAACUAUCGUUGCCAGACAUUUAAAGAUUCCACAGACACUCGGUGUUGCGUUACUUCAGGGACCGUCAAUCAAUUACCUAUUAAAUUAUACAAAAAAAAAGUUAUAAAAACAUUAAUAUAGCAUAUAAAAGCCCUCAAAUGCAAUCCGGAGAGAUAAAUCUUAUUAAUCUCAGCUAGUAAAAUAUUUCUGCCUGGAUCUGGAAUCACUGCGUCACACGGCAUUGAAGCUAUUGGGAAAAAUAACCCUCCAGAACUGUGUAUCAGUCAGUUGCACAUUUAGCGACGGUCCCUAAGUGACACAAACACAAACAAUAUCAAGAGCUCUGUACGCCUUAAGCUCACCAGCACGUGACAGUCUAAUAUGCUAAUUUGGAGCGACCAAUGAGCGGGGUUUUGGGCGUCACAUGACUACUCCAACGCGGAACUAGCAGUCACGUGUUUGAUACAAACACCUUUGAGUGUAAAUAUUUGACAUUUAUAUGCAUUAAAGUCACUCUGAUGUGGUUGGGGUUGUUGCUUCAGUAUGUACGCUUCAGGAUCAGAGAGUUUAAUCAAACAGGCGAGAGAAAUACAGGAGGAGGAGCUGCAGAAGUUUUAUGGUCGUGUAUAUAAACAACUUCAUUCUGGUAAAGAAGCUGGAGGAGAGGUGAUCGAUUCCCUACAGAGGCUGCACUUGAUUGUUUCUGCUACAAAAUAUGCCAGAUUACUUCCUCCAGACCUGGUAAAGAAGCUCCAGAUGCUGCUGCGCUCCCCAUCCUGUCUGGAGCAGUUACAGGUUCUGUCCUCUUCCAUCCUCAGGGAGAGUUUACCUCUCAGUCUGAACAAUCUGUCCACAGAGCUGAGCCAAGACAGCAGAGCUCUCAGUUAUCUGGCCAGUGUAGUGCUCACACAGGCUGGAAGCAAGGAUGAUCUGCUUCCUGUCUGUCAGUAUUUACUGAAGUGUCUGGAGUCACGGCAGCCUGAGACGCAGGUCCCCAGACACACGCUUCCCAUUCUGUCUAAAAUGUAUAGCUUCUCUCCAGAUAUCCUCACUGAAGAUCAGGUGAAUGUGGUCAGUCGGAAGCUGGCUGACUGGCUCCGAUAUGCCAGUAUUCACCAGGGAGCCUCCAUGUCGUCUGGGGGAUUUUUCACCAGUCCAAGAACACGACAGCCAGCACUGAUGACUGAAGUAGAUGGAGCAGUGGCAGGAGAUUUCUUCACUGUGUUGUGCGUGGGGCAGAGCUACACCGAAGACCACUGGAUGAACAUUUACACUUUUUCCAUGAUCAAGAUCUGGCUGCUUACCUACGACACAGAUGGCAGCUCAAAUACAGAAUCAGCUCAGCUAAAAACAGAUCAGGUCAUACACACAAGUCCACCGCAGCAAGAUGACCGGUCUGAGUUGGACAGUUCGGUGAUGUCCAUGGUGUCUGCAACCUCCUCGUCCAGUCGAAUGCUUCCCCCAAAAGAGCGUCUGAGGGAGAAAGCCUUCGAGUAUUGCCAUCGGCUUAUCGAACAGAGUGACCGGAAGGCUCUGAAGAAAGCAGAUGCAGAGCUACAGAAAGCGUGCAUUGUGGAGUCAGUGUCCAUAAUGGACAUCAUCUGCAGUGUGGAUCCUUCCUACGUGUACCGUGGCUUUCCCUGUAUCAAAGCGCUAUAUGGCAGGCUGAGUGCAGACCUGGCUUUUGCUCGAGUCCUGCUGCCCAUCGCUCAGUUCUACCUCAACCACAGCGAAACCGCUGCUGUGGAAUCGGAGGCCGUCUUCUGCCACCUGUUCAGCCGUUUCCCAGCCGAUCUCUUCAACGAGCCCAUGCUGGCCUACGAGUUUGUCCAGUUCUGCCUGCACAAUGUGAGCGUGCUGCAGGAGAAAGUGGCCAUGUACAGGCACAGCUUCCCUAACCUGCUCAAGUUUCUGGCGUGGAACAGUCCGGGGCUGAUCUCUGAGUUUAUGGAGCUGCUGCCUUCGCUGUUGGCUACUGAAACGGCGAUUGAGUUGCUUCACACGCUGCUGGAUCUUCCCUGUCUCGCUGCAGCCCUGGAUCUUCAGCACAGGUCGGCAUGGUAUCAGGUCGCAGAUCGUGCCCUGUGGGACCAGCAGGGUUCUAAGAUCACAGCGUCCCUGGAUGCCUUUCGCCAGCCUUCCUACAGAGGUCUGUUCCUCUACAUCCUCAGACCGGAGGCAGGCACCGGAGACACGAUCGACAGGUUGAGUAUGCUUCACAAUGCUCUGGAGGGAAUGACGGAGAGUCCUCGCGUGCUGCGCUGCGCUCAGAUUGUCCCUGUCCUCUUACAUGUCUACUUUAAUACGAUCACGCAGAUGGCUGAUGGGAAGAUGAUGAACCAGCUGCUGUUGGUCCUGUUGGAAAGAAGCAGCCUUUUAUACAAGAUAAAGAACUUCAGCGCUGAAGUACAGAGAGUGUUCAGCACACAACUGCAGGUGCUCUGCAAACUGCACCCAAUGCUGAUUGUCGACCAGUACAAGGAGCUGCUGGAAUUCACCAGCACCACUACGAACAUCUACACUAAAGAGGACUUCUACACACACGUGGUGUGGGUAAUCGGGGAGUAUUUGUCCCUGUCCUAUGACCCUCGUUGUACCGUGGAGCUGAUAACCUCCUUCUUUGAGGGACUCGAGGCGGUGUUGUUUGAGAUCACACAGGUACGCCAGUCUGCCAGCCCCCUGAGCUACACGCCACGACUGCUCACCGUGCUCAUGACGGCCCUGGCGAAGCUGGCGUCCCGCAGUCAGGACCUCAUUCCCCGAGCGUCACUUUUCCUGUCUAAGAUGCGCUCGUUUGCGCUCAGCGGCCGCGUGGCAUCGUGCUUCAGUGAGGAGGACAGCGAGGAGAUCAUCACACGAUCCCACGAGCUCAUCAACCUUCUCAAGCUGCCGAACGUAGCGCAGUUCGUGUUAACGCCGUCCGCUCAGGGUGACUGUCCACGCUGGCACCGAGACACCAACGCCGCCCUGCCACAGCGCAUGAGGGCUAUCAGCGGCCUGCUGCAGUCUCACUCCAGCUUCCUGCCAGCUUAGAGCACCUCGCUCACAACGCCACGCCGGCUCAAUACACUGAAACCUACGAAAGAAAAGAAGCAGCGUACUUUUCAUGGAAGAAGAAGACAUAAGCUGAGCCCACACAGGCCAUGAUCCACACCAGCCAGCGCAUGUGUGCCGCCCAGGGGCCGAGCUCUCUCAGGUUCAGCCUGCACACAACACCCACAUUAAUACACAACCUGAAAACAAACACACCUCUACUGACUGUAGAGGACACACAGGAUGUCUGUAUUUUUUUUGAUAUGCGAUCGAGCAUUAUAAACGUGCACACAUCUACACAUCCGGCACUCACCAGGGGGCAUAAGAGGCAGCGAUGAAGAAAUAAAUCACCAUCCUAUCACACAUGUGGAAGCGCUGCUCUACAGUCCUGUCAGAGCACAAGAACAUUUUAGUCAGUUUAGUUUUAGUUUUAUUUACUCUCGCCUGGCUGAUUUUCUCUUCGUGCUUUAGCAGUAAGCAGUCACACAUGAAAAGACAUUAAAAUCUGAUGCGCAUGAAGUAAAGAGAAACCCAACAUGAACCGACAGGCCUACGGUAGUCAGUUCCUCUAAACCUGUAAUGGAGAGCGAAAGUGUAUUUACACAUCAGACAAACAUCACAUCGCAUUUUACUUUCAUUUCUUUUCCUUCUAUGGGAUGUAACACAAUCUGGAUCUGGAUUUUUUUUUUUUAAUGCUCCAAAUAUCCAUAACUGUAUCUCUAGUCUGAUUUAUACCCAAAGUUUGUUUGUUGGUUUCAUUAAAUACUCACUCCUUUACUUUACUCCUUGGAAACACAGCACAAAAAGACAGAUAUCUUAAGAUAUCUUAAAUUCACUCAGAUCUAUUUAGUAUUUCCUUUUAUAAGAAUUCAAUAAGCCAAACCUAAGAUUUUUAUUCAUUUGGACUAAAUUCAUUUGUACGUAUUCAGAUGGCGGAUCAUUUUUUUCAAAUUUUAAGCACUGUUAAGUAAAAUUAGCAGGCAGGUGAAUAAAAAAUGGAACGCUGGAAAGAAUUAAUGUGUGGACAAAUCUUAUAACAACAAGUAGCAAUAGAUAUAAUUAGAUUUUUUUAUUUAUUUGUUUGUUUGUUUGUUUGUUUGUUUGUUUGUUUGUUUAUUUAUUUAUUAUAUUUUUGGGGAUAUUUUGUUCCUGGCCAUAAUAUUUUUAACUCUUUAAACGUCUAGAUUUCCAGAUCUGGUUAUCUGGACUAUUAAAUUACUAAAGUGUUAAUAAAUGUUAAUAUGCAUGUUUGACCUGCAAGCUUCAUAUCUGAAUACUUGCUACACGACAAGAUCGCCUACGUACGGAUCUCCAGUUUGUUAGAAGUCUGUUAGCAUUCUAUAUCACAAAGUGAGAGCGUUGUCUUUCUACAUUUGUAAAAAAAAAAUGUUAUCUGUCUGUUUUUUGUAUAGCAUAUUCUUAUUCUUUUACAUCCCUACAACCUACAAACAUUUCUUUUUUUCAGAUUUGUUUUUCAAUUUUUUU